Messenger RNA from Fusarium keratoplasticum, 489 nucleotides. RefSeq lists its product as uncharacterized. Lineage: Eukaryota; Fungi; Ascomycota; Sordariomycetes; Hypocreales; Nectriaceae. The transcript has 3 exons. The coding region runs from base 1 to 489 and encodes 162 amino acids. The record is from RefSeq and is a predicted model, not a curated record.
AUGUCUGUCGAAACACUAUCUAUCAAGGAAUGCUCCAAGACGGACUCUGGGGGAAACGACUCGGAUCAUAAAGCAGUUGAGAAGCUGUAUCCUGACUACCUGAAAUACCUGCAUGACGAGCUUUCACAGCGGUUUGUCCGCGAUGGAAUACUCGGUAAAGCAUGGGAGCACGCAAACAUCGCCUUUGUCUUCUGCACGCCGGCUCGCUGGGAACCCGCUGUAGUGGCUCGGUUCAAAGCCUUGAUAUCCAAGGCCGGGUUCGAGAAGGCGCAGAGCAAGCGCCUUGGUCGUGGUGUCCAUACCGUGGAGAUCACCCUGACCGAACCGCAGGCGACAGCCGCUUUCGAGCUCCACACCCCAAGGCCCGUCGCGAACCUCCGGAGAGGCCACAAUGUCAUGAUUGUCGAUGUUGGUGCUGGCACAGUGGACUUUUCUCUCGUCCAGGUUGCAACCAAUGCGAAGGAGGCUUUUCAUUGGCUUGAGCACUAG